Drosophila elegans is the source of this 3260-nucleotide messenger RNA. RefSeq names its product cell division cycle 5-like protein (gene Cdc5). Gene Ontology annotation, cellular component: spliceosomal complex; Prp19 complex. NCBI's taxonomy places the organism in Eukaryota, Metazoa, Arthropoda, Insecta, Diptera, Drosophilidae. The record is from RefSeq and is a predicted model, not a curated record. Gene Ontology annotation, biological process: mRNA splicing, via spliceosome; regulation of transcription by RNA polymerase II. Gene Ontology annotation, molecular function: RNA polymerase II transcription regulatory region sequence-specific DNA binding; DNA-binding transcription factor activity, RNA polymerase II-specific. The coding region runs from base 111 to 2561 and encodes 816 amino acids. The transcript is spliced from 4 exons.
CCAUCACUAGCGGCUAAUGCCAAUAAAAAAUAGCGGAAUUUCGUGGAGCCAAGAGAAAAUUGUGUAAAAUCUUUUAUUAACGCGGGAAAAAAUCAUUGUAAGGCCUCGAAAUGCCGCGAAUAAUGAUCAAGGGCGGUGUGUGGCGCAACACGGAGGAUGAGAUCCUCAAGGCGGCGGUGAUGAAAUAUGGCAAAAACCAAUGGAGUCGGAUUGCCUCCCUGCUGCACAGAAAGUCGGCCAAGCAAUGCAAGGCCAGGUGGUACGAGUGGCUGGAUCCCAGCAUCAAGAAGACCGAGUGGUCACGCGAGGAGGACGAGAAGCUGCUCCACCUGGCCAAACUGAUGCCCACGCAGUGGCGCACCAUUGCGCCGAUCAUUGGAAGAACUGCUGCCCAGUGCUUGGAGCGCUAUGAAUACUUGCUUGACCAAGCCCAGCGCAAGGAGGAUGGCGAGGACGGCACCAUGGACGAUCCGCGCAAGCUGAAGCCGGGCGAGAUCGACCCCAAUCCGGAGACCAAACCGGCCCGGCCCGAUCCCAAGGACAUGGACGAGGACGAGCUGGAGAUGCUGUCGGAGGCCCGAGCCCGCCUGGCCAACACGCAGGGCAAGAAGGCCAAGCGCAAGGCGCGCGAGAAGCAGCUGGAGGAGGCCCGUCGCCUGGCCACGCUCCAGAAGCGUCGGGAACUGCGUGCCGCCGGCAUUGGCAGCGGCAAUCGCAAGCGCAUCAAGGGCAUCGACUACAACGCCGAAAUUCCCUUCGAGAAGCGACCCGCCCUGGGAUUCUAUGACACGGCGGAGGAGCAUCUGCAAAAGAACGAGCCGGACUUUAACAAAAUGCGACAGCAGGAUCUGGACGGAGAGCUGCGUUCCGAGAAGGAGGAGCGGGAGCGAAAGCGCGACAAGCAGAAGCUGAAGCAGCGCAAGGAGAACGAGGUGCCCACCGCCAUGCUGCAGAACAUGGAGCCGGAGCGCAAGCGCUCCAAGCUGGUGCUGCCCACGCCGCAGAUCUCGGACAUGGAGCUGCAGCAAGUGGUGAAGCUGGGACGCGCCAGCGAGAUGGCCAAGGAGAUAGCCGGAGAAAGUGGCAUUGAGACCACGGAUGCCCUGCUGGCGGACUAUUCGAUUACGCCUCAGGUGGCGGCCACUCCGCGAACACCUGCCCCGUACACGGAUCGCAUCAUGCAGGAGGCCCAGAACAUGAUGGCCUUGACGCACACGGAAACGCCAUUGAAAGGUGGCCUAAAUACCCCUCUCCACGAGUCUGAUUUCUCUGGUGUGCUGCCCAAGGCGGCAUCCAUUGCCACGCCAAACACAGUGAUUGCCACGCCGUUCAGAACUCAGCGCGAUUCUGCAGGGGGAGCCACUCCGGGAGGAUUCCUCACCCCUUCUUCGGGCGCUUUGGUUCCGGUUAAGGGGGCUGGAGGCGCUGGCGGAGUCAUCAACACUCCCGCCUACGUGAGGGACAAGCUGAGCAUCAAUCCCGAAGAGAGCAUGGGCGUCACCGAGACCCCGGCCUUGUAUAAAAACUACCAGAAGCAACUAAAGUCCACGCUGCGGGAGGGACUCUCCACGCUGCCCGCUCCGCGAAACGACUACGAGAUCGUGGUGCCCGAGCAGGAGGACAGCGAGCCCAUGGAGGCCAACUCGGAGCCCGCUGUGGAGGAUCAGGCGGACGUGGAUGCCCGUUUGCUUGCCGAGCAGGAGGCUCGCCGGAAGCGGGAACUGGAGAAGCGCUCGCAGGUUAUCCAGCGCAGCCUGCCUCGGCCGACGGAGGUGAACACCAAGAUCCUGCGACCACAGUCCGAGAAACAGAACCUCACAGAGCAGCAGCAGGCAGAGGAGUUGAUCAAGCACGAGAUGAUCACCAUGCAGUUGUACGACUCUGUCAAGGAUCCCGUGCCCGGGCAAUCGCAGCACAAGCUGGAGCAGCUGCAGAGCUACUUCAAGGCCAAUCCCUACGAGGACAUCUCGCAGCAGGAACUGGCCAAGGCCAGGCAGAUGCUCACCGAGGAAAUGGAGGUGGUGAAGGAGCGCAUGUCGCACGGCGAACUGCCCCUGGAUGUCUACGCUCAAGUGUGGCAGGAGUGCCUCGGCCAGGUGCUCUACCUGCCGUCCCAACACCGCUACACUCGCGCCAAUCUGGCCAGCAAGAAGGAUCGCCUGGAGUCCGCGGAGAAGCGGCUGGAGACAAACCGCCGCCACAUGGCCAAGGAGGCCAAGCGGUGCGGCAAGAUUGAGAAAAAGCUGAAGAUCCUCACCGGUGGCUACCAGGCGCGCGCCCAGGUGCUGAUCAAACAGCUGCAGGACACGUUCGGCCAGAUCGAGCAGAACUCGGUGUCGCUGUCCACAUUCCGCUUCCUGGGCGAGCAGGAGGCCAUCGCAGUGCCGCGUCGCCUGGAGUCGCUGCAGGAGGAUGUGCGUCGGCAGAUGGACCGUGAGAAGGAGCUGCAGCAAAAGUACGCCGGAUUAGUGGAGGAGCGCGAAUCGCUCUACUCCCAGAUUGAGCAAAUAACGGGAGUGAGGCCCACAGCGCAGCAACUGCUGCCCGAACAGGAAGCCUAAGCCCAAGUCAGCUCUAAUUUAGUUUUAAUUUAACCAAGCAGAACACCCAAAUAUGUCGUCCAGUUCCCUCUCUAAUGACCGUACUUCUGGAAGACCCACUCCUUGUUGUCCAGCGGACAGACGAGGCGCGACUUCAGCCAGCGGGCAAUGCAGUGGUAGUGGAAGGCAUGGUUGCAUUCGCCCCAGGCCACGGUGCACUCGUCCUGGUUCGCAUUCGGAUCCGCCUGGCACUCGAUGCACAGGUUCAUGAUGUGGUUGCGGCAGAUGGCGCAGUUGUCCACGGCCACGUCCCACGACCACAAGGCGUGCGCCACCCACUUCUUCACCACGAAGCGCUCCUCUUUUAACUGGCCACCGCAACCGCCUCCUCCUCCUCCACCUCCUAAUCCACUGCAAGAUGCCUCGUCGUCGUUGAAAUCCAGAUCGUGAAAGUCCUCUGUCUCCUCAACCUCCAUUUUAUCGGUCAUUGUCUGUCACUUAAUUUCAAUAAUUUUUGCUCUUUUCCUCAAAAUAAGUUUAUCCCUUUGAAAUCGAAUUUGAUGUGAGCUAUUUUACACCCCAAAUAUCACCUAACUUGACGUUGUUUCAAAACUGAUGAUUGAUUGACCGGGGAAGUGGUGUGCUUAAAACCCAAUACUUUAAAACACUUAGUUUAUACAAAAAAUGUUAAUAAAAAUAAAAUAAAUACAUGAAAAGCCA